AUGGCCGCGCACCACGGCAUGUUGAGUGAUGAAGACUCCGUCCCCAAGGAGAGGCCUGAACCGGACCUCUCGGCCUUUUGCUCCUUAACGGCUUUUUCAACCAUUACUGUUUCAUUUUAUUGUUUUGUUUCCGCCAUUUGCCUGGUGGGCUCUGCCACAUUUGUUAACGUCUACCACAAACUUUUCAGUGAUGAUGCCGUUCAUGCCGCCGUGGCAUGUGGCGUGAAUGCCACCAGUUGGACAGUAAACCGUGCUCGAAAUGUGCUUAUUGGCGCAUCCAUUACUUUUAUCCUUAUGUACAGUAUUUUUGCACUGGCCGCGGUGUGGUACAUUCGGCGCACCUUGAUGGAUCUUGAAAGGUCAAUGGGCCAGCUGUACUGCACCUUUGAUCACCUUAGCAAACUACGCUUGGAGAGUGUACCGCUCUAUGUCAACAAAUACAGUGAUGUGGACGUUAUUACGGAGAAGCAUACUUUUCUUCUUGAGCGCUAUUCCAAUGUGCUUGAGCUUCAGCAGACGGAGGAUUCCAUCAACAACGUUUCAUUGAUUCUCCGGCAGUUUCGGAAAUUGCUUCCCGAUGCCGUGUUUCACAAGAAGAUUGCGGGGGAAGUGCGAGAAUCGAUGGCCGGUGAAAUGGCCAUUUUAAGAACCGUGGGAAACCGGCCAUCUAACCGCUUGGGAACGAUGAUGUUAGCGAGGAUUUCCUCGCUGCUGAGAAGACAGAAUAUUGUUUCGCCUGUCGCCCCAGACGGGAAACAGGGUUUGUCUCGCCCCACUGAAAUUCCAAGGACGUAUUCAUCAGCGUUGCAGGAGGACAUAAAUAACCAUGGGAAAGGCAAGUGUUCCUGUGGAACCCUCAAUAUUGCCGAACUCCAAAGUGGCAUUGAUUUUUGCUUGAAAACAAGAAUGGUCACAGUUGUGGUUGCUUCCUUGUCUGGACUCGCAGUGUGUAUGGAUGAGGACCUGCAGUAUUUUCAAUACUUUUCACAAGAAUUUCUUUCUGUGGUGACGGACCUCAUUGACAGAAAUAAUGGGACAGUUCUGAAUGCAGCACCUGACAGGGUCACUGCAGUGUGGAAUGCAUUUAGUGCGACGCCGGAUCACGAAAGGGCUGGAAUGCAGUGCGUAUGUGAGGCCAUUUUAGCUCUGGAGUCCCUUCUUGCUAAGGUAUUUAUCCCUAUGGGCCUAGAAAUAACACCAGUCGUGGUGGCAACCUCAGGCUAUGUUUUGGCUGGAACUGUUGGCUCAGAAGACGAACGCGCCAUGGUGGUGCAUGGAAGAUGGUUUCCCU
Trypanosoma cruzi is the source of this 1291-nucleotide messenger RNA. Its product is annotated as protein kinase, putative. The transcript has a single exon. The annotation marks the transcript as partial. NCBI's taxonomy places the organism in Eukaryota, Euglenozoa, Kinetoplastea, Trypanosomatida, Trypanosomatidae. The record is from RefSeq and is a predicted model, not a curated record.